AUGCUUGGCCAAAAGCCUUUGACCCCAAGGAGAAAUUGCCAACAAUUGAAGCCAACACUAACACUCAUUCUAUCCUCAACUAACAAAGGAAGACAUUUCUCUGUUUCAGCAAAAUUUUUAUUUACAAUUUUUUUUGUCUUUGUUCAUUUUCUCCAUAAUAUAUCUAUUCUGUCUCACCUCCAUUCUUCCUUUAUUUCCUUCUUCCUCUCUCUCUUUAUUCUUUUUCCUCUCUCUCCCUUUUCUUUCCGACCCUUUCUUGCACCUUCUUCCUCUCCUAUCUUAUUUUUCUCCCUUUUAUUUAUUCCUCAUUCCUCUCUCUAUCACUCCCCCUUCCUGCUCUUUCAGUUCAUCUCUCACUAUCUCCCGUCUCAUCUCUUUAUCUCCUUCCUGACCCUUCUCUCUCUCUAUCACAUUCUACUUUUUUCUACUCUUACUCCCUAUCCAUUCUUGCACACUCUCCCUCUCCUCUCCCACUAUUUUACUACCUAUCUAUCCCCACCUAUUUAUCUCCUUUUACUCUACUCAUCCACUCCCACCCACUUGCUUCACUCUCUCUCUCUCUCUCUCUCUCUCUCUCUCUCAUUCUUCUCUUCUCUUUCCAUUUCUUUUCUCCUCUUUCUCCCUGUCUUAUUUUUACUCUCUUCUCUCUAUCCCUCCUUCCUCCUACUCUCUCAUUUCCUCACUCAUUCUUCUCUCUCUUGCUCCAUUCUUCUUGUCCCACCUUCCAUUCUGCCUAUACAAUCUCUCCUUCUUUUUUCCCUUUACUCUCUCUCUCCAUCCUCCCUUCCCUGUUUUCUUCCUCUCUUUCCCUCUUUAUUCCUGCUACCUCACUUCUGCCUCUCAAGCUGUAUCUUUUCUGACCCACUAUUUAUCUCCUUCCACCCUAACCCACACCCUUUAUACUUCCUGCUCCUUUCGAUUGUCUGUCCUUCCUCCUCUUUUGUCUCCUUCCUCCCUCUCUCUCUCUCUCCUUCUUCCUGUUUUCUCACUUCCUACUCUCUCUUGCAUUAUCCUCCCUGUCCCACUUUAUUUCCAGUUAUCCUGUUGUCUUCCUCCUCCUCCUCCUCUCUCCUCCUCCCCUUCCUCCUCUCUCCUCCUCCUCUCUCCUCCUCCUCUACACUGCAUCUCCUUCCACCAGACUUCUCCCUUUCUCCAACUCCCUGCUGUACCUUAUUUCUUCUCUUUCCUUUCUCACCUUCUUUCUUCUUUUUUCUCUCUAUCUCCUUUCCUCCCCGUUGUGGCACUGGACCAUCUGUCUAUCUCAUUCUGUUCAUAACUAUCCCUCUCAUUCUGUUCAUAUCUAUCUAUCUAUAUAUUUAUCUAUCUAUCUAUCUUCUCUCUCAUUCUGUUCAUAUCUAUCUAUCUAUAUAUCUAUCUAUUUAUCUAUCUAUCUUCUCUCUCAUUCUGUUCAUAUCUAUCUAUCUAUGUAUCUCAUUCUGUUCAUAUCUAUCUAUCUAUCUAUCUAUCUUCUCUCUCAUUCUGUUCAUAUCUAUCUAUCUAUCUAUCUUUCUAUCUAUCUAUCUAUCUAUCUUUCUAUCUCAUUCUAUUCAUAACUAUCUAUUUAUUUCAUUCUGCUUUUCUAUUUUGUCUAAUUAUCCCCACUUUUGUUUGGAUGUUAUAUUACAUUCUACUAACCCGUCUCUAUUUUUUUUUUCAUAUAUAUCCAAUCUCUCAUUCUGUUCAUAUCUAUCUAUCUAUCUAUCUAUCUAUCUAUCUAUCUAUCUAUCUAUCUAUCACAGUAUAUUCAUAUCUUUCUAUCUAGGAGUGUAUAUCACACUGAAAAAUAUUCCCUACUGA
Molecule: messenger RNA, 1797 nt
Organism: Acanthosepion pharaonis
Lineage: Eukaryota; Metazoa; Mollusca; Cephalopoda; Sepiida; Sepiidae
Source: the annotation of a GenBank genome assembly